Cladophialophora yegresii CBS 114405 is the source of this 1641-nucleotide messenger RNA. Its product is annotated as serine/threonine protein kinase. Gene Ontology annotation, cellular component: nucleus. The transcript has a single exon. The coding region runs from base 1 to 1641 and encodes 546 amino acids. Gene Ontology annotation, molecular function: protein serine/threonine kinase activity; ATP binding. Gene Ontology annotation, biological process: protein phosphorylation; mitotic DNA damage checkpoint signaling. The record is from RefSeq and is a predicted model, not a curated record. Lineage: Eukaryota; Fungi; Ascomycota; Eurotiomycetes; Chaetothyriales; Herpotrichiellaceae.
AUGGCCAAUGCCGACGAAGACGGGACCGAAACUAUUCCCAAUUCUCCAGACACUCUGCUCCUGGAGGAUUCUUUUUUCAGCCCAAGAACAAACGCGAAGCUAAGAGGUGACUUUGCUCGCUUAGUGCCUGUCAAUCAUAAUGCUAUCCUUGCAUUUCAUUCCAUUGCUGAACGCACCCGGCUUGAGCCAGACUGGAACCCGCAUAUCCGGAGAUUCCUCUUCAUCGAGGAUACGCCCCGAGCAAUCUCACCCGAAUGGGAUGGUACUAGUGAUACCAAUAGCGAUGCGACGGGCCCGCUCCAGCAGGGUCAAGUAUUAGCGGGCUACUAUAGACUCAGCCUCGAUCUGAUCACCAACCACCCUCGACUCGGUUGGGUGCUUGGUUCUGGUAGAAAGGAUCUGCCCAAUGAUGGUGUAGACUUCCUGUUGACCCUCCAGAAAAAUAGGCAUCAUGUCCACGGUAGGCAUGCUCGUCUCGUACACGCGCAGAAUGGCGCAUUGAUGCUCGUUGUCGGCAAGGGAAAGGCUGUUGUUGUGAAUGGUAUUGAGCGGGUGGAGGGUUCUCAGCGGGUAAUUGGAUCGGUCCGCACGGCGCUCGCCUUCGGUAACUUGUCCUACAACUUGGAGUUCACAGGCUUGAACGAGACCAGCUACCGCGACAAGUUGGGAGAGCUUUUCACAAAGCUCCAUCCUGAUGGCGACGUCCCGCCCAUGUCUCUCGAGCUGACGCCUCUCGAACAUCACCAUGAAUUACAUGGCUUUCUGAUACACUCUCCGUUCGCCUCCGGCGCCAGCGGUGUGGUGUCGGCGGGCUUCGACAAAUCAACGGGCCGGGCAGUUGCCAUCAAACGCGUCAAGCGUACACCAGCGACAGUGGCAAGGAUACAGCUGGAGAUCCAAAUCUAUAGGAAGAUUGGUGACCAUCCAAAUCUCUGCCACCUUAUGGCAGACUUCUACUCUGGAGGUGACGAGUACAGCACUGGGAAAUCCAAGAUCAAUGAUGUGUAUCUGGUACACUCACCUUUGGCCAGACAGACCUUUCUCGACCUGACACUAUCGAAAAAGCCAGGUGAGGUCCGAUUGUCUGCCUUCCACCAAGUUAUGAAGGGAUUGGCCCACCUCCAUCAGCACGGAAUCAUGCACAGGGACCUGAAGCCUACCAACAUGAUGCUUGUUUCCUACCAGCCUGUACAUGCCAUCAUCAUUGAUUAUGGCAGUGCCACCUUCGACACCACUUCGACAGACCACUACUGCGGCACCAUCGCCUACCUGGCACCCGAAGUACUGAGGCUCAAGUACGAGAAGAACAGGAAUUUGAGACACGAUGCUUAUGAUUGCCGGGUCGAUGUCUGGUCGAUGGGACUUUCCGCGUAUCAACUGUUCUUCCAGGAGCCCUGCAGGUGGGAGAAGGGCGUCAGCAACACCGCUCACAAGGAGAUCAUACGCAAAUUGAGGUCUCGUCCCGGAUCUAUUGCCGACACACUCGAGAAAAUGCUUUCAUGGCAAAGCGUUCAUCGGCCCAAGGCUGAUGAGGUACUCCGCUUCAAGGGCAUUUGGUCUAAACUCGGUGAUGCAGCCGAACGUCCAGAGGACGAGCAUGCCGCUCAUUCUCCACACAAUGCGAAGAAGCCGAAGACAUAA